This is a messenger RNA of Oxyura jamaicensis (ruddy duck), 1191 nucleotides long. RefSeq names its product protein timeless homolog. Gene Ontology annotation, cellular component: replication fork protection complex. The record is from RefSeq and is a predicted model, not a curated record. Lineage: Eukaryota; Metazoa; Chordata; Aves; Anseriformes; Anatidae. Gene Ontology annotation, biological process: DNA replication checkpoint signaling; DNA repair; replication fork arrest. The annotation marks the transcript as partial. The transcript has 9 exons. Gene Ontology annotation, molecular function: DNA binding.
GUGCCUGCAGCCUCUCCCCUCCCGCAGGCCAGGACGUCAUCGCCGCCAUCCUGACCGAGCUGCCGGCGCCCGGGCGGACGCGGAGGCAGGUGGUGAAGCAUUUGGUGAGGCUGGGGCUGGCCAGCAGCGCCAAGGACUUCCCGCAGCAGAGGAAGGGCACCCGCAUCGUGCUGUGGACGGAGGAGCAGGAGCAGGAGCUGGAGCGGCUCUUUGAGGAGUUCAGGGGCUCGGAUGACGUCCUGGGGAACAUCAUGAAGAACCUGACGGCGCGGCGGUCGCGGGCCCGGGUGGUGGAGAAGCUGCUGGGGCUGGGGCUGGUGUCGGAGCGCAAGGAGCUGCACAAGAAGCGCCGGAGGAAGGGCCGCAGCCCCGAGCUGGGCGAGGCAGAAGCCUUGGCGGUGUCAGCCCAGGACAGCUCAGCAGAGGAGGGGGACAGCGAGGAGGAAGAGGAGGAAGAAGAGGAGGAAGCCGAGAGCGACCCCAUAGAGGAGCACUGGGUGCCCGAGGAAGGGGCCGGGCAGGGCCUGGUGCAUCUUCUGCAUCAGGAAGGCCUGGCCGGGCCCCUGCGGUGGCUGGAGAACUGCCUGAGGAGGACGGCCGGGGACCGCGAGCAGGAGGGUGUCCCCCCGCGCCCCGGGGCGCUCUCGGAGGAGAAUGAGGAUGCCAUGGAGGACCGGCGCUUCCGAGCCCUGCUACGGGAGCUGGGGCUCCGUCCCCCUGCCAGCGAGCAGGAGUCUUUCUGGCGCAUCCCCGCCACCCUCACCCCGCAGCAGCUGCGCCGCGCCGCCGCCUCCCUUGCCCACCAUAGCCCUAACCCGGAGGGGCUCCCCCAGCACCCCGAGGGGCUCCCCCAGCACCCCGAGGGGCUGCCGGCACCACCAAGGCACCCCCAGGCUCCUGCUCCAGGUGAGGAUUUGGGCCGGGGGCGCAGGGAUCAGGCUGGGGGUGCGGGAGCUGCCUCUGAGCCCCUCUUCACAUGCCCAGCAGCGGAGCGGCCACCGGCCCCGCUCGGAUCGGACUCAGAGAGCGAGGAGCCUGUCCGCGUCCCCCUGCAGUCGGGCAGCAAGAGGCGGCGUCAGCUCGACAGCGAGGAUGAGGAUGGCGGAAGCCCAGAGGCAGAGGCAGCCCCCCCUGUGCCCCGCUCAGAGGACGACGACGACGACGACCCCCAGCCUGCAGGGAGGCGGAAGC